This is a messenger RNA of Fraxinus pennsylvanica, 873 nucleotides long. The record is from the annotation of a GenBank genome assembly. NCBI's taxonomy places the organism in Eukaryota, Viridiplantae, Streptophyta, Magnoliopsida, Lamiales, Oleaceae.
AUGGGUGAAGCUUCCAUGGAAAAUCCCAAUUUAGAUAAAAAAUUGACAUACUCUGAUGAAGUUCCCGACAUGAUUUUUGGGUUUUUGGAGGAAGAUGAGUUUUCAGUAAGUUCUUUUGAGUCUAAUGUUGAAACUAUUGAUGAAGAGGAUGAGGAGGAGAAUACUAGCAAAUCCGAGGAAAGCAAGGCUUUCUGGGAAUCACAAGAAGAGCUUCUACAGGCAACUUUAUAUAGAACUACAGCCCUCGAGUCAAAAAUUAGGCAGGCCACGAAGGAUGCCUUGAGGGAGUUAGAAUCCGUUGGUGUAAGUUGUUCUUGCCGGAAAAUGAUAGCAGGUGGUUGCCGGAGCUGUAGACAGAAAGAAAUCCGUGAUCAUCUUCAAACUGCAGGGUUUAACUGUGUUAUAUGUAAGUCCAAGUGGAGAAGUUCGCUUGAAAUCCCUGCAGGUGAACACAUCUAUCUGGAAGUCCAAAAUCCUUCCAAGAAAGAAGAGGUGAAAGUGAUUAUCGAAUUGAACUUUCGCGCAGAAUUUCAGAUAAGUCGAUCCAGCGAAGAAUACAAUCGGCUAAUCAAAAGAUUGCCGGAGAUAUUCGUUGGAAAAAUUGAAAGGCUUCGAAGUCUAAUAAAGAUAUUGUGUUCAGCGUCCAAGAAAUGCAUGAAGGAGAGAAAGAUGCAUAUGGCACCAUGGAGGAAGCACAAGUACAUGCAAGCUAAGUGGCUUGGCACGCCUCAGGUUGAGGCAGCCGCGGCACCAGCAACCUUGACCUUGGAUCCCGGCUUACAACGGCUGCGAAAGCCAAGUGCUUCCAUGCUUACCUUCGAUUUGUUUGAAAACAUUGCAGGCCUGCAUUCUAAUGCAAUCAAAGUCAUCUGA